AUGGAAGAGGCUGAGCUCUGCUUCCCACAGCUCCUCAACACCUCCUGCAGGAGGCCGCAGCCUCCUCACUCUGAGGCUCUGCUCGUUUACAUCCUGCUGUUCUUCAUCUCUGUGCUCACUGCCGCUCUCAACCUGCUGCUCAUCAUCUCCAUCUCCCACUUCAGGCAGCUCCACUCCCCCACCAACCUCAUCCUUCUCUCUCUGGCGGUCUCGGACUUCUUCGUGGGCCUCCUGGUGAUCCCGGUUGAGAUCCUCAUGACGGGGACCUGCUGGGUCCUGGGAGAUCUCAUGUGUGCGCUGUACUUCCUCCUGCCUUACACCCUGAUCUCCGCCUCUGUAGGGAGCAUGGUCCUCAUAUCAAUCGACCGCUACGUGGCGAUCUGUGACCCCCUGCGUUACCCCACCAGGGUCACUGUGAGGGUGGUGACGGCCGCUGUAUGUCUGUGUUGGCUCUGCUCUGUUGUCUACAGCGUUGCCAUCAUGUAUGAUCACCUGAAACAACCGGGCAGGUAUAAUCCCUGCCAUGGAGAGUGUGUGGUUAACGUGGCGGGAGACGUGGACCUCGCUGUCGCCUUCGUUAUCCCCAUCGCUAUCAUCACAGGUCUGUAUGUGAGAGUGUUUGCAGUGGCGGUGUCUCAGGCUCGUGCCAUGCGCUCUCACACUGCCGCCGUCACAGUCGGGUACUCGAUGACUCUGACGGCGAGGAGGUCUGAGCUGAAGGCGGCCCGGACUCUGGGGGUUCUGGUCGCUGUGUUUCUGAUCUGUUACUCUCCGUACUACUGUCUGUCUAUGUCGGGUGGAAACAUCCUGGUGGGUUCCUCCACUGAGGUGUUCAUGAGCUGCCUGAUGUACUUUAACUCCUGUCUGAACCCGCUCCUCUACGCCCUGUUCUACCCCUGGUUCAGAAAAGCUGUGAGACUCAUUGUCACUCUUCAGAUCCUGCAGCCUGGAUCCUGUGAGGCCAGCGUCCUGUAGAGACUCUGAUGAA
Messenger RNA from Seriola dumerili (greater amberjack), 988 nucleotides. RefSeq names its product trace amine-associated receptor 13c-like. Gene Ontology annotation, cellular component: membrane. The transcript is spliced from 2 exons. Bases 1 to 975 code for a protein of 324 amino acids. The record is from RefSeq and is a predicted model, not a curated record. Lineage: Eukaryota; Metazoa; Chordata; Actinopteri; Carangiformes; Carangidae. Gene Ontology annotation, molecular function: trace-amine receptor activity. Gene Ontology annotation, biological process: G protein-coupled receptor signaling pathway.